Molecule: messenger RNA, 931 nt
Organism: Poeciliopsis prolifica (blackstripe livebearer)
Lineage: Eukaryota; Metazoa; Chordata; Actinopteri; Cyprinodontiformes; Poeciliidae
Gene: rnf224
Product: ring finger protein 224
Exons: 4
Coding region: 1-825 (274 amino acids)
Source: RefSeq, a predicted model, not a curated record
AUGAAGACUGAGGAAGAAGAGGAGCAAUACAACAAACCCAGAUGGCGUUAUCCUAAACCAAGCUGGAAAAAAACCUUCUCACCACCAACUAGCAACAAGAAGUCCUUCGUCCAAUCACAGGACAACGUGAGCAAUGAGGUCAUCGCUCCAGAAGAAGCAACGGAUCAGGAUGGAACCACCGGAUAUUGGAGAUGUUCCAAACCAAAUGGAUCUGAAGACACCAGCUGGAGGCAGAGCUGCUGCUCCCAGUUCGCCCAGUUCCCCCAGUUCCUCAUUCAAGACGUCUACUGGAAGCUGAGACGACUCGAGGAGGAAGAUGACCCCCUGCCCCCCCCUCCCUGCUCCUCUGUUGCCGUGGAGACGGUCGGCAGGGGAACGGACUUGGCGUGCGUCGUGUGUUUCGGCAGCUACGACUUGCUGACGCGGUUGCCUCGGCGACUCCACUGUGGCCACGCCUUCUGCCAGGCGUGUCUGAAGAGACUGGACACGGUCAUCAACGAGCAGGUGUGGAUUCCGUGUCCCCAGUGCCGGCAGAAUACGCCGCGGCCGCGCGGUGGCGCCGCUGGUCUGGACCUGGACCUGGCAUCGUUCCUGGCGGUGAAAGCCCAGCAGACCUUCAUCUCCUGCUCCUCUUCCUCACAAAGCCCCGCCCCCAGGGGCGGAGCUUCAUCCGGCGACGGGAAGCUUUGGCUGGGGAAGGAAACUCCCGACGACGGCUGGCGGCACGGCGGCCUGGCGGAGCCGCGCUUCCAUCGCUACGUCGACUGCUGCCCGGCGCCGUCCUGCUGGCACUGCUGCUGGUUCUGCUGCCCCGGCCGAGGCUGACACACUGGACCGGAACCGACCCGGCUCUGGAGGAGGCCCAGUUCUGAUGUUCAUUCUAUAUUUCCUGGUUUUCUCUCAGUUCUGUAUCAGAACCGGGUCGCCGUGA